GUUUUGAUUAUUUUAUUCCUAAAUGCAGACCGGUUGAAUCCGUUUUGUUUCCCACCUUUAUGUUUCUUAAAAAAAAUAAUGUUUUCUUUCCUUCUCCCUCACACACUAUCGCAAUCAUUAUAUCCUUGCUUUACAUGUCUGUUUGUUUAUUUAUGUAUUUUCUUGUUGACUAUGCAUGAGAGAAUUAAAGCUGUAAAGAUCAGAUUGGCACAUUUAUUUAUCGUUCUCUCACAGCAGACAGGUGCAACAUGUGGCAGUCUGUUUUUGUGUUUUUACCUGCUCCUUCACACCUUCCAACACACACUGUCACCCACAGGCGUUGAAGUUUACUCAUCCCUAACGGCCUGAAAAUAACUUGGCUCUAAUUGACAAGUGCUCACUGUCCCUGUGGUUAGCUAUAACUGAUGUGCUGUCUGUCGAGCUCUAAUGAGUAGCUACAGUGUGCCAUCCCAUCUGCCUUUCAGCCAGCAGCUUGUUAUUUAAAGGUGAACGGUGCCUGCUGCAGGGGGCCAUUGUCUGUAGGACAGAAGAGAAGAAGAAGAAAACCAGCCAAGAGAGAGGGGGAGAAAGAGCCUCACAUACCUACAGGUGGACUAAGUGGUCUCAGAAAGUCUGACGGAAGAGAGCAGACACAUCAGCCUUGUGGUCAACUCCACUCCCUGCUGCCACAACUUUAUAUAAUCACCAGGACUCUUCCCUCCAUCCGAGUAUACUGAAGAGUGCUCCAGCCUGUAAAGACUUCAUCCUCGCUAUGACUGUGCGAAAAGGAAAACGUUUCGCCAUCUCCAUCCAGGAGCACAUGGCCAUCGACGUAUGCCCCGGCCCAAUCCGCCCCAUCCGCCAAAUCUCUGCCUACUUCCCUCGCCUGUCGCCCACUUCCUCCUUCUCCGAUCCACUUUCGCCCAAUCAGGUGGCAGCUCCCACCGCCCUCAGCCCUGGCGCCGCCGGAGGAGGAGGGAGCAGCAACCUAUUGUCACCGCUGUUACCAGGGGCGGCGGGCGGAGGGGGCUCACUGUCAGCAAUGAGCAGCAUGGACACCUCCAUUGAGAUCGACAGCUGUGACAGCGAUGAUAACACCGCCUUGGGGACGUUAGAGUUUGACCUACUGUAUGAGAGAGCCACCAGCUCCUUACACUGCACAGUCCUGAGAGCAAAGGGUCUGAAACCGAUGGAUUUCAACGGUUUGGCUGAUCCUUAUGUCAAGCUGCACCUGCUGCCGGGAGCCUGCAAGGCCAAUAAACUGAAAACCAAGACCGUUCGCAACACGCUGAACCCUGUGUGGAACGAGACGCUCACCUACUGUGGAAUCACAGAGGAAGACAUGUACCGCAAAACACUCCGGGUGUCUGUGUGCGACGAAGACAAGCUGACACAUAACGAGUUCAUCGGGGAGUCGCGGGUGGCCCUGCGUCGUGUGAAGCUUGACCAGACUAAACACUUCAACAUCUGUCUGGAGCAUCCACCCCCUCUGCCUUCACCGACUGCGAUGAGCACAGCAUUGAGAGGAAUCUCCUGCUACCUGAGAGAGUGGGAGACUGAGCAGCAGAGAAGUCUCGAGGAGAGAGGCCGUUUGCUGCUCUGCCUGCAGUACUUCCCCCCGGCCAGUGAUGGCGAUGUGAAGGGCGAGGCCAAGGAGAGGGCUCGUGGCGGGCUGUGCGUGGGUGUCAAACGCUGCGCCCACCUGGCAGCCAUGGACGUCAACGGCUACUCAGACCCCUAUGUUAAAACGUACCUCAAGCCAGACGUCCAGAAGAAAUCCAAGCACAAAACAGCAGUGAUAAAAAAGACUCUCAACCCGGAGUUUAAUGAGGAGUUCUUCUAUGAAAUUACAUUCUCAGAGUUAGCCACCAAGACGCUGGAGGUCACAGUGUGGGACUACGACCUGGGAAAGUCCAAUGACUUCAUAGGCGGUGUGUCCUUGGGGUGUCACUCACAAGGGGAAACUCUGCAGCACUGGAUAGACUGUCUGAAGAACAAGGGCCAGAAGGUGGAGCGCUGGCACACGCUGACCAACGAGCUGCCUGGAUCCACGCUGCAGGAAUGAACUGAUCCUCUUCCACUGCACGGAUACUGGAGAGACUGCCUGGCGAGAGACGUUUCAUCGCAUGCUCUGAGGAUUGUCUGCAUGUCUACAAUGUCAUAAAUGAGAUCAUUAUUCAUAACAACAUACCCAAAGGGGGGGGGGGUCACACUCAGAGAUCAAUACUAUAAUCUUGGAUCUAAAAAGACCUAAUGCCAAUCUCGGAAACAGUCCUCACCGUAAAGCAUAAUCAUAUUCAUAGGGAUCCAUGUCCCUUUCAUGGAUUCAAUGUCAAUCUAAAUGCCUCUCUGCGCUGCUCCAGACUGGUCUCAAUCUACAAGAAAAACUGAAAUUGUGCAAGAACAUUUAAUGAGGCAGAAAUCUGAAUUCAUGUCAGGUGUACUUCCUGUUUUUACGGGCCGAUAAUUUAUUGUUGUCAACUGCUGACAUUAAAACUCAAUCCCUUAUGACCGUCCAUCUCACAGCACACAUACCUCUCCCUCGCAAUAAUGUUUUGCCUAAUGCUUCCGGAGACCUCCAAGUGGUCUUAAUACUGUCGGACAUUUUGUAUCUAUUGAUCUGAUUGUCAUGGGAUUGCCUGCAGAAAACAAGAGAGAGACUAUUGGUUCUUCUAUGUUGAUGGCUCGUGUCAGUUAUUUGCAUGUUUGGUGUUGAUGGAGCAAAUAUGUGCCAGGCUCUGCUGCAGGACGUUCAUCAUUGUGUUGUUCCCAAUUCUCCUGAGGUGUGCUGCUCUGAUUAACUGAAGAAGAUGUUUUAUUCAAUUCAAGGGUACCAGCUUUUGUUUUUAUGUUGUUUAUUGUGUCAGCGCUAAUAUCACAGUGUCAGUUUCUUGUUGGUGACACGCUGAUGUUGACCUAAUUUUGCUUCGCAAAUCCCCGUUUGGAUGUAGGAGGUGAACAGUGAUGUAAUUAACAGAAAAGUUUCAGAGCAGAGCAGACUGGUUUAUGGAGAGCUGUGCAUGGUCCCACUCUGACACACUGUGAGUGAAAUCAUCAGCCUUUGUUUGAUAUCUAAAUUACAAAUAUGAAUGGCGUAUAGAGCACAGUGUUGUCUGCUGCUGCUUUACUGUGGAUCGCAUUGAUUAAGCUGCAGGCUUUAUCUCAGUCUCAUGUGGUUAAAGAGGCAUGCUGAAAUUACCAGUGGUGUUCAUAUGUAAAUAAUAUAUGUAUUGUGUUUCACUUGCUUUGGGUGUUUGUCUUUUGGAACUGAAAGUGUGCAUGAUUGUUUGGUUUUUUUCAUAAAACGUUCAUAUUGAUA
Molecule: messenger RNA, 3298 nt
Organism: Anarrhichthys ocellatus (wolf-eel)
Lineage: Eukaryota; Metazoa; Chordata; Actinopteri; Perciformes; Anarhichadidae
Gene: doc2a
Product: double C2-like domains, alpha
Exons: 12
Coding region: 752-2044 (430 amino acids)
Biological process (GO): exocytosis; regulation of calcium ion-dependent exocytosis; spontaneous neurotransmitter secretion
Cellular component (GO): membrane; extrinsic component of synaptic vesicle membrane; synapse
Source: RefSeq, a predicted model, not a curated record